UCAUCAAAUGCAAACGAAAGUCGUACGUUUACAUAUGUAUGUCAUUCGUAAUUUUUAUAAUAAUUUAUUUUGACUUCAGUGCUUUAAGAAAAGAGGUGUGUCUUGCAAUAAUAAAUGAAAUGAAAAUUUCCGAUUAAUAAUGCCAAAAAAUAUAUUGCUGAAAAAAUUAAAAGAUUUCUGUCCGAAAUUAAAGCGAAGAGUGCAUAUAAAAUCGAUACAGAAACUUCGACAGAUUGAUUAUGCGUUGAAUUGUAGUUGAUCUACUUCCUGCCCAUGAGCACAGACCGUAUCCGCUCUCUACUCUUGAUUCUGCGAUCUCGCUUUAUUGCGGUUUCUGACCUCCUUUACAGUUUCACGUCUCGUUCAAUCUUCUUGAAUUCCAUAAAAUCUUUUCAAUGAAAUUAUGUAACAAAUAAUUUAAAUUGUAAUGAAAUGACUUAUUCAAGCCAGUAAUGGUCAUUAAAUUUGGCUGCAGAGUAUCUAAAUAACGGAGUUAAUAAAUUGUGCGGUCUUCACAAUGAUAUUUUAAUUCUAAUAAUUAAUGCACUAGAAUAGUCGUACAUUACUUGUGCAUAACCAGUAAAAGAUAGUAGAUUAUGCAUAUAGUACUGAGCAAUAGUACAUACUAUACUUUUGAACGUAUGCACAUUUAGGUGUAAUGUAGACUUCUUUUGGAUGAAGUCUGGUGUGGAGGGAGAUGUUCUUCUCCACACCACUUCACUUGCCACUAAUUUUGGAAGAUUCAUAUAUAUAUAAAUUAUAUAUAUUUUAAGAGCUUGUAAAUUCCAAAAAUUUUUAAUUUUUAAAUCCUCGAUACAAACGAAAUCGAACACACUUUCAAAGGCAUUGAGUGAUUUAAAAUUUAAAGAUGGCACUUACAUCACAUUUCCUGCCUAUACGUUGCUAGGCAACGUUCCGAUGCAAAAAUAUUAAAUGGAUGUAAAUAAAUAUGCAUAUAAAAUGGCAGCUACUAUAUUUGUACUUCGUGUAAUAAAUUUAAGUUGUUUUACUAUAAAAUAAUAAUGUAUGUUGCACCAGUGGUGUAUUAGUAAAUAUGUCCACACAAGACAUCGAUUUUAUUAAAGGAUAUGCAUUAAAUACAGAAAAUCAGCCAGAACAAAAUCUGAGUCUAUGUUCUGUACAUCCUAUUAUAAGUCAAGAUCACAAAACUAACGUUCUUACAACUGAUAAUAGAAAUCCGCGAAAAUUAAGCCAAAAAACGGACUUGGCUGAAGAUGGAUUAUAUGCAUCUGACAGUCCUUUUAUUUACAGUGACAUUAGAUUUCCCCAAUUUAGUGACAUGAAAAUUGUGGAAUAUGAAUCAAAGAAUAAAUAUUAUGGGAAACUUGUAGAAAUUGUAAUUCGAGAAGUUAACAUCAACACGUUAACUGAUGAAACAGUUGAAAUAACAUCUGUUUCUUUAUUAUUUAAAAAAAAGAUUAUAUGCAAGGCAAAUAGUCCCUUUAACAGAAAACUGCACAAAUUAUUAAUUCGAAAUAAGGAAUGUAAUAAUCUUUCAAUACAAGUACACAUCAAAGGUGGGCAGUCCAGUAUAUUACCAUUACCAUUACCAAAGCGUAAUGUUGAAAAUAGUAAAGUUGAAAUUGAUUUUGCGAUAAGUGAUAAUCUAGGUAAAAUACAUGCUGGUACAGUAAUAUGUACAGUUAAUGUAAAUAAUUAUGGGGAACACAAUCAAGAACCUUACACAUUUCAGGUGUAUAAAUUGAGUAAUGAUCCAAAUGAUCCUCAGAAUAAUUUGUCCUUACUUAGGCUACCCAAAAAUAUUUUUAAGAAAGAAGUAAAGUAUUUUUUGUUGGAAGAUCAAGCAUUAACGUUUAAUACAGAUUUAGAUGACAUUGUUACAAAGAAAACCCAAACAGAAGAAGUAAAGUCACCAGAUAUAGUUGUUACAGAACAGCCUGCACUCUCUUUACUUGAUACAUUAUUUAGAAACUUAUUUCGAAUUAAACAACCCCUAGAAUCAUCAUCUGGAACCCGUAGACAUCAUACAAUAGGGAAAACAAUUUUGGCUGUUACCAUUUUAAGAGGAAUAGAAAUACCAGUUAGAGAAGAAUCAGCUCUAGUUCAACCUUUUAUAGAAGUUGAAUGGGGUAAUACGGUUCAUGCAACAUCCAUAGCAGAUGGUCCAGCACCUGUAUGGCAACAAACAGUGCAAUUUGAGUUACCAAGACAGAAUGAUGAAUAUUGUAUAAAAUUUCGUUUGUAUGAUCUUCAUCCUGUUUGGGGUCAGCAAUGGUUAGGUGAAACAAGAAUUCCUCUUGAGCAUCAUAGAAAUUAUCAAGAACUUGAACGAUGGAUUACACUAUCACCUUUAUUCAGUCCUGUAUUACUUUUUGGCUAUAUACAGGCUAGUCCUGGUCAAUCAUGUACUCGAAUUUAUGUUUUAAUUAAAAUGGAACAUCCUAAUACUCCCAAAUCUGUUGAAAAUACUGCUACAAGUACAUUACUAAAAGGUAUUCAACGUUGUCUUGUUACACCAUAUAAAAUUAAUGGCUUAGAAAAUCCAAAAGAUGCUGCAAGAAUGGUGAUGUUUUUACCUUCAUUACCAAUUCAUUAUGGUCCAAUUACACCACGUCAAGCAUUAAAUAUAAGAAAAGUAGAUCACUAUGGAAGAGCAGCUUUACUAGCAGUGUUAUUACAAAGCUUUGAUUUACAAACAUAUGUUUUAUUAGGUUCAUCACAAAUAAGUAAAGUGACUGCAUUUGUUCUGAGUAUCAGUAGUAAUGGCAUAUAUAUGUUGUGGGAUCCAGAAACUGGGAAUUAUCAUAAAUUGGAUGAUAGUCAUUGUCCUUUAAUGAAGGUUUCCCGUUUAAUUAAUCAUUUUGGUAUAUGGGAAAAUUUGCAAAAAUCCAUUUUACCUCACAAUCUGAAGUACGAUGUGAAAUCAAGUAAAGAGUGGCGACCCAUUGAUACUAUUACAUCAGGAAAAAGUGAUCACAAUGUACAAACACUUGAGAUUCAUAUUACAGAUGAAGAUGUUAAGCAAAUUAAAAGGACUGCUAUGGAUAUAGAACAAUGUUUAAAGGAUAAAUUGGCUCAUUGGCGUAGUACAAUUGGUUUAACAACUAUAUUUAAUCGACAUGCAACUGCUAUUUUAAGAAGUUUCAUGUCUAAGGUAGAACCUUUUUCAGAAAUACAAUUAGGAAAAAAAGACUUAAAACACCUAUAUAGAGCUUACCACAUUCACGGUUUUGUGUUAAAUAAACGCGAGUGUCCUGUAGAUGAAUUGUGCAAAGAUUUAUAUGCAACAAAGGUUUAUGAUAUUAAUGGACCAGUUGAAUUUGCUGUUGUAUGUCACGUACAAUCUUACAUUGGUAAAAUCUCCUCAAUUUGGAUAGCCAUUAUAAUCCUUAGAAGCCAUGAUUAAAUUAUUUGACAAUAUAGUUUUAUAAUAUGUAGGAUAUAAUAUUUGCUAACUAUAUUUAUUUGUAUAUUUCUUUGAACUUAAUAGUACAAUGCGUGUAAAAUAUGUCAAAUAAUUACAUUUUAUCACAUAGAAACUCUGCAAAAGCUAUUUCUUCUAAUAGAAAUGAUUAAAUAUGCGUGUUUAUUAAAAUUUCAUAUACAAAAGAGUAUCUGACAAAAGAUUGCAUAAAAAGUGUAAUUGAACAAUGUGUUUUAAAAUAUUAUGUAAAAUCGCAAUUUUUUGUCAGUAGUAUCAAAUGUAAAAUGUAUGAAGGUAUUGAAAAAUGUAUAAAAUUUCGGUAGAUAAGCUAAUCAGAAUACUAACAACCACAUAGAGUACUAAAAUGUGGAAUUAGAAAUUCAUAAUACAAACGUAUUUUUAACUCCUAAUUAAGAAACAAUCUUUCUAGUAUCCGUUUGUUUAAUUUUAAUAUAUAUUUUGUAUCAAAAUUGUUUGUUGUUCUUUAAA
Messenger RNA from Megachile rotundata (alfalfa leafcutting bee), 3895 nucleotides. RefSeq names its product coiled-coil and C2 domain-containing protein 2A. Gene Ontology annotation, biological process: protein localization to ciliary transition zone; non-motile cilium assembly. Gene Ontology annotation, cellular component: ciliary transition zone. The record is from RefSeq and is a predicted model, not a curated record. NCBI's taxonomy places the organism in Eukaryota, Metazoa, Arthropoda, Insecta, Hymenoptera, Megachilidae.